Messenger RNA from Asparagus officinalis (garden asparagus), 2438 nucleotides. RefSeq lists its product as uncharacterized. Lineage: Eukaryota; Viridiplantae; Streptophyta; Magnoliopsida; Asparagales; Asparagaceae. The record is from RefSeq and is a predicted model, not a curated record.
AUGGUGGGCAGGUCGGUUGAUCAAGGGGUGGUAAUUUCGUGGUGGAGGGAGGAGCGCGGAGGGUGGGCGGUUCCUGAGAGAGGGUACUAUUUUUCGACCUCUGGCGUCCAAUCCCCCUCCCCACGGCCGUCUCCGCAGAGCGCAGCAGCACACAGAAGAUCCCGGCGCCCUCCCCGCGCCGCAAUCGAGGGCAACGCCGACAUCCGCCGCAGGCAAACUCAACGUCACGCCGCCGCAGCCGCAAGCCUCUCCAGAAGCCUUAAUUUUUUUUUUUUUUUUCUUCUACGCGCCGCAAAACAGCAGAACCCCAACCACUCUGACUCCUUCUCCGAAGCCGAGCUCCAAGCCAUCGGGCGCUCGCUACGACCGGGCCGUCCGUUCAUCGUGCGGGAAGACGACCCUAACCUCAAACACCCUUACGACUGGUACAAGUACGGGCAGUAUGGGCCUUAUAGUUGGCGGGGGAUCGUGGUGGGCCCGCCCGUGAGAGGGAGGUUUUCUGACGACAGGGUUUCGCUUAUCGGGGAGGUGAAUGAUCAUGAGGAGUGGGAGGAGAUUGAGCAGUUUGAGAUGUGUCAGGAUUUUUCGCCGAGGUUGCAGGCUUUGGAUGAGGGUAUUGGGUUUAGGUACUAUUGGGUUUUCGUCCGGCACCCGAAAUGGAGGGUGAGUGAGCUGCCAUGGCAGCAGUGGACCUUGGUGUCGGAGGUCGCGGUGGAGGCUGGAAAAGAUCAGAGAUUGGAUAAAUGGAGCUUGAUGGGUAGAUUUGGGAACAAGACGAGGGCGAUGAUCACACAAUGUGCAGCUUGGCAGAGGCCUGACAUUAUAUAUGUAAAGAAGCCGGUUUAUCAGUGUAGGUUUGAGCCUCAAGAUGACUUCUUUAAAGGGUUGAUGCCGUUGGUUGAUCCGGAGACGGAGGGGGAGUACGUUUUUGAGCUUAGGAGGGAGGAUGGGAGAGUGGAGAUGUGUAGUUAUUUUGGUGGGCUGUGUAAGAUGGUGAAGAUAAGCCCGAAAUCGUACGUGGAUGAUGUGGUGAACGCCUAUGAGAAGAUGAGUGAUGAAGGGAAGUCGAGGUGCCUGGAGUUUUUGUUGACGAAUCACCCGAUGGAGCUUUUACAUCCGUAUACUAAGGAGUGGAAGGCUAAGUUGGAGGAGAUGGAGUUGGGUUGUGACGCGCCGGAUGAGAGUGAUAAUGAUGGUGGUGGAUGUGAGAAUGGGAUGACAGAUUGGAUUGAGGAGUAUGAUGAUGACGACAACAAUGAUGGUAGUGAUGAUGAUGAAGAGGAAGAAGAGGGAAGCGAGGAUGACACAGUCAUUGAUGUGGGAGAGGAAGGGGACAGUGAGAGUGACGAAACUGAGACAAGCCCAGAAGAGAGCGAAGAGUAUUGGAAUGAGCAAUGGAAGAAGGCGGUGAAUAGCUCAGAUGAUAUGGAGAAAAUAGUGACGAAAAGCAUCGAGGUGUCUGAUAAGUAUUAUAAGCAGCAAGAGAUAGAGGAGCAGCAGAUGAAGGAGAGAAUGGAAGAGGCGAGAAGGGUGAGUAUUGAUCAGGAUUGGGAACAGGGGAGAGAGGAUUGGGAGAGUAAAGGUUAUAAGGGUCCUAGGAGGAGAGCAAAGAAGAGUAAGAUACCUCCCGAGUUGUUCUUAAGAGCUGCUGUUCGGCCAUUCACAUAUCGAAAUCUUGUCAAAGAGAUUGUUUUAAUGAGGCAUGCCUUUCUAGAUGGAGACAUCAAGAGGAGUUGAGUUAUCUUAUGGCUUGCUUGGAAUUGGGGCCAUUUUUGGGUGUGGAAAUUGGAAGAGUUUCAAAGAAAGGAACUUAAUCUGAAAUCUCCAAGAAGUCUGAUUGGGAGCAAAUGGUUGAAACUGUGCUUUGGAAGUUUUGGAGGCAUCUUUGAAAUCAUAAGAGUUUGUUGUGAGAUUAUGCUCUUAUGUGUUUGUGGCAUCAGCGGGACGUUCGAAAGGUGCCACCCGGUAGCAAAGUUAAGGAUGAUCAAACUGUAACUUCUACUAGUUGUCUUUCAGUAUGAAUCAAACAUGAUUAUUAUUUAGGCAAACAAGACUAGCACAUGCAAAUUUUCAGGCGGUGGUCCAUGGGAAGCAAGUUAACUUUUACAAGCGUUUAUUCCAAGUUCUUGGACACUGUGGCAGCUUCUUUUUCCUUCACGGGAAUCCAUUGUUUAAGGACUUGGAGUUAAGUGUCAAGGAAACUAUUAUCUCCUUCCCUUGUUCCUGUUGUAAACUUUCUGUGCUUGGUGGAACAGUUCGAAGAUAAAUGAGGAUUCCUAUUUGUUUACUUGGGGUGACGAAUCUUUCAUUGCUUGUCCUUUCAAUGCUUUUCUAAUUCUUCAUGUCUACUACUAUUAUCCACCAUGUUUCUUGUUCUUCGUCUGCUCUCAUGUUUAUCUUUGUUUGCAAUAUAUUCUUCUGUUACUGUGUUUAAGAUU